UUGUUUUAGAUCCGAAGAUGUUCCAGGAUCUGACAUAGUUCGACUCCUUGGAAAGGGGACCCGUACAGUCGGGGUAACCACCACCACUUCAUCACCAACAACACCACCACCGCAAACAACAGCCGACGUAAACAACAUCAUGCCGUCGGUUCUUGAAGACGACAUCGAGUCCACGACGGUGUACUCGGCGUACGUAGAUUCGAGCGGCAUCGUCGUGCCGCAACCGCAAUGUCCCACCUCAAAACCUCUAAAAACGUUCAACGACGUUCAACAAUUACUUCAGCAGGGCCGGAAACAAGAUGCAAAACACACCAUUCGAAACAAUUAUUGGCCGGUUGAUUGUCCGAUUAGAACGAAAUUGUGGCCGUUACUUUGCGCCCAACACAAUGUGGGGAAAUCGAUUGAUACUACGAUGGAUGGGUUUUAUUGGGAUAUGGUUAAGCAGGUUUUUGGAAGUGCCGAACUUCCGGAUAAAAAUAUUAGUUUACCGCCGUUUGUUGAACCGACGCAUUGUCAAUCGUAUCAUUUAACGCAUCGGGGGAGGAUUGUUGCUGAUAGGGUAGUUUCCGUACUGGGUUAUGCUUGUCCGGAUAUUGUUUAUAGUCCUAGUAUUUAUCCAAUAUGUGCGAUUCUCCUACAUUAUAUGUCAGGUGAGUAAAAUUUUUAUCGCAUUAAUUAAUUUACAACACCUGCAAAAUAACAGAUAAAAGUUUUAUGUUUACAUAAACAAAUAGUAUUAAUAUUCAACAUGUUGACAUUCUAGAAGCUCCCAAAAAAUAAACAUAACAAUCUUUAAUAUAUUACUUUUAUACCGACCGUGUUUAUCAACAAUUGUAAGUAUCAUCUAUCUGAACAGAUGUUUCAAUAUACUGAGGUAAUCGUUAAACCGAAUCGUAAAUAUUAUUUCAGUUUUUGUUGCAACAAAUCUUACAUUCUUGAUUUAAACCUUACAAGACAGUUUUGUGUAACUUCAAGGUUAUUUGCUGAGUAUGUUGACACAAAAUAGAAUCAGAUUACGUUUGCAACUGCCUUUUCUUUGCAAAUAAAAGUUGUAAAUAAGAACAGGCCCGGCGUUAUAUUCUGUGGGUCGUAAUGGUCAUGAAUAAUGAAGGGGUCUGACAGUAUCAGACAGUAUUAAGAGACGUGCGGCUAAACUAAAAAGUUCUAGGUCUAGUGUUAGUUCUAGUUUUAGUUCAAUACAAAUAUACGACAAACUAAUGCUGAAUACAACUGAAACUAGAACUCUUAGCAUUCUUUAAAUGUUGUAUUAAAUAACAUCGCAAAAGUUAUAAUUAAAAAAAAGUAUUAUUUGACUGUUAAA
This is a messenger RNA of Onthophagus taurus, 1321 nucleotides long. The record is from RefSeq and is a predicted model, not a curated record. Lineage: Eukaryota; Metazoa; Arthropoda; Insecta; Coleoptera; Scarabaeidae.